Molecule: messenger RNA, 847 nt
Organism: Aspergillus ibericus CBS 121593
Lineage: Eukaryota; Fungi; Ascomycota; Eurotiomycetes; Eurotiales; Aspergillaceae
Exons: 1
Coding region: 94-639 (181 amino acids)
Source: RefSeq, a predicted model, not a curated record
GGGGCCAGUAUGAGAGAUUUCUAACCAUGGCUGGCUGGUAAUUGCGCAGUAGAUCCCGGAUUCCCACAAGUGCCGUCGCUUCCCCCCCCGGCCAUGUUUGGCACAUUCUUCCCAGUAGCGGUGAGUGAGCGAUGCAGGCUUGCAAGGCUGACCAGUGAGAACGUACGACACACAUCUAAUCGCCAUCACGCCAUCUAUCGCCCGGCCAAGUCGACCACCCUGCAUGUCUGGAUCGGGUCAAGCUUUUCCCACUGGCAUUGCCGGCUUGGCUUACAGAGAAUGACCUGGGGUAGAAGGAUUGGGGCUCGUCGCGACGUGAUGCCGGCUUGUCAUCCCACCUGCCCUCCAGGGAUCCCCAAAGUAGCCCGGGCUAUGUUCAAUUUUUCGAGGUCCGGUUUAUUCAGGCUGUCUCACCGGCUCCACAAUGGGAUCUGCCAGGCUUCCAAGGACGGUUAUGUCAUCAGAACAGCACCCUCGGCAGUUAUGGCCUCUUCACCGGCCAACGGUUGCCCGUGCAGCUGCAAGAUGCCAUGUAUGUGUCUGCGACAUGCAGCAGCCUGGCCUGGACCUAUUCCCAGCCAGAUCAACGGUCCACACCGUGACACAACACGGUGCACGAGCCCUCACACACCGCAAUAAGGGUUGGCUGUCGCGUCUAGAUUGUAGAACGAUAAAAAUACACCGACGUCUCCCCGCACUUGGCGGCCAGCUUAGACAAAGUUUCUCUCGUCCCUCCCCCACAAACCUAAUUGCAACGGAUCAGGUGGUGCGGUAAUGAAUAGCUAUUGGCCAUCCUAUAUGGAGAAUUACUACUAGUUGGUUGUCCAUUCCCAAUGCAACCCGGCCU